UGGCGGGAAUAGUCAUGUGAUGACAUUAGUAGUUGUGUUUCGUGUUAAAUGUUAUUAACUAUUUGAUUACAGCACAAUAAAUAAUAUGCACAUUUGUCUAUUCCAUUACAGUUUAAUUAAACAUCAUAAUAAAUCCAUUUAUUAUAAUCACUAGUAAAACGCAUAUACGCUAUUAAUGAAACUAGAAAAUUCAUAACCUCGAAAGAAAAGGCAGAUACUUAAGAAUUGUGUGUAAUUUGUGUUAUCUACAAGAAUCUUCAUAAUGGAUAUCGUAGCAACGCAAGUUUAUGAAGAUUACGAUUCCACGCCGACACAAAAAGUUUCUUAUUCUACUCAACAAGAUAACGUACAGAUUGGAGUGCUAUGCAUAGAUUCUACCACAUUUCCAAUUAAAAAAGGAAUUAAUCAAAUUGGCAGACAUCCAAAUUGCUGCAUAGUAUUAGAUAAUCCAACCGUAUCUAAGAAACACGCGGAGAUCGAGGCUAAUAGUUGUGAAACUGCAUCAUGGAUUUGUGACCUGAAUUCUUCUAACAAAACAAAAUUAAAUAAUUCAAUUUUGAGACCAAACCGUUGCUACGAGCUCAAAACUGGAGACGUAUUGGAAUUUGGUUUGGUACGAGCAAUUUUCAAAGUUUCUCCUCCAUUGGAUGAUUCCUUAAUACCAGACACACCAGCAUUAAAUCAUCAGAAAACCCAGCAAAGGGUCAUUCCAGGGACACCUGAUUCAUCAUUGAACAAUUCAUCCGCAAACGUUUCUCUAAUUCCUGCCACCCAAGAUGAAAGGAAAAAAUCUGUAUUUCGAUAUCCAACAUUGCCUCUGAGGACUUCUACUACCAGCAUUCGGAAAAGCGUUCAAAACUCUUCUAUCGAUGAUCAAGAUAAUUCUCAAAGUUUCGGUGUAGAAAAACAAAACGUAGGUGAAUCGAGAAUUAGUAUUUACGACAUGGAGACGCAAACCUUUUCGUGUAAUUCUUAUAAUGAAACGAAUAUUGAUAGUAUUUUAAAUAGCAAAAAUCUUACAAAAUCUGUACAGGAACAAAAUGAUAUGGGAAAGCAAUCGAAAAUAGGAGCACCAGAAGAAGUUACUGAUAUUCAUGAUAUAGAAACGCAACACGAUAUAGAUUUUCAUGAUAUUGAAACAGCCAAAAAGAUUAAUAUUCAUAAUUUUAAAACUCGAGAUAAUAGUAUCCGAGAUAGUGAAAAACUUGAAGAGACAGGAAUUGAAGAAGAAAAAAAUUCAACAAUGGAAGGGAGAAGUAAUGUUAAUAAUACAAUAAUACAAGAAAAGAAAGAUAAUGAUAGCACAUCACAUUGUAAUAUCACUAAUAAAGAUAAAAAUAAAAGUGAAAAAUUGUCAGAUAUUGAGAAUGAUUUGCAAAAACGUGUAGAGAUUGUUGAAACAAGCGAAGAUGAUGCUUCCGAUUUUGACAUGAGUCGAAAUUUGCUUAGUCCAAAAGAUUUAGAAGAGUUUGAAGAAUAUAUUGAGGAUGAUAGCCUAUCCGAUGAAUUAAAAUCAAGAUCACCGACUUCUAUAAAAGUUUCAUGCGUAAAUGAUGAUAGCGAUGUGAACAGUAAAAGCAUCGAUAAUGAAAACAUAUAUGAAGCAGCAACACAGGUCAAUAAAAUUGAUAAGAAUGAUUUCAGAGUACCUUUAGUUGAUGAUUCUGAUGAUACCGAUAAUGAAGUUGUAUUUCAAAGGUAUUCGCGCAAUGACAGCCAAGAAAGUAAAAAAUCUUCAAAGAGUCAAGCAUCUAAUAGCGACGAUUCAGUUACGGAUGAGGAAGGUCACUUCACAGAAAUAGCUGCAAAGAUGAAAAAAGCUAUAGAAACUUCAUUAGAAAUACGAUAUAACAGGAGUAAAGAAAUGAAGAACAGUAAUUCAAGUAGAGAUUCUGAGGAUCUGUUCAACAUGCUUACUCAACCAUCAAAGAAGAAUGAAGAUUUAUCAUCCAAAUGUAAUAAAAAACUAAAAGAUAAUGAAGAUGAAAAUGAAGUAGAUUCUGAUAGUCCAACACAAGUAAUUGACAAGAAAAGUACUAAUAUGGAAAUAAGUAAGAAUAUAGGAAUAGAAGAGAUCGAUGAUAUGGUAUCAACUCAAAUUCUUCCAAUGAAUAAAUCUUCCUUUAGAGAAACUAGUUCUAUUAUUUCAAUCAGAAACAAUAAAAAUUCAAGUGAAGAAGAUAUUACUGAAAUGGAAUACAACAGACCUACUCAGAUAAUUAAUACUGAAGAAAAAGCGCUGUACGCGAGCAAUAACAAUCGUCUUAUUUCGUCAAAUUCUUCGGUAUUAAUUACAAUGGAAGAAUAUAAUACUGAAAACAUCGAUUACGAAACGGCAUGUACUCAACCAAUUGGUGAUAUUGAGAAACAAACAUCUGUGCCAUCAGUUACUGAUAAGAAUGAAAACAAGUCAAAAUCGACUACAAUGAAUUUUGAUGAUAGCGUAGAAAGGAAAUUGAAAGUAAUGUUUGAAAAUACAAUGGAAGAACAUAUUGAAGAUCAACCACAAAUAUCAAUACAGGCUCUUGAAAAUAUAUUAGAAUUGUCACAAAGUGGGGAUGAAUCACCUAAUGUAAACAGCAAUUCAACAGCUAGCAGAAAAGCAAAGAAAUCUAAAAAAGGAAGAAAAAGCAAAACAGCAAUAGUUAAGACAAGUCCCAGUUCUGUAUCGCAUAAAAAAAGUUGUAAUUCUCCUCUUUCUUUACGACAACAUAAUAUUGCAAAUUCAGAGUCUGUCAGAAAUAUAAUUAACGAAGAAAGUGAAAAAGAAACUGAAGAUUUAUUAAUAUCAAACUCUAUGCCUACAGAUUUGUCAACGCCAAAAUCUACAAUUGAAAAUCCAUUGACUCCAAAAUCUGUGUGUAAAUAUCCUUCAACAUCAAAAUCUCCCAAAGAUCCAUCAACACCAAAAUCAUUAAGGCAAAAACAUCUCAAAGAAUCAAAAAUAGUUAAAACGUAUCAAGAAAAAACUAAUACGGUUAAAAACGAUAACGAUAAAUUAAAGAAUUGUGUAGAGAAUGUAGAUGAUCAAGAAUUGGGUACAUCGAACGGUGAGCAACUUCAACAAAUCUCUAAAAUACUAAUAAGCGAAGAUGAAGAUAUAUUAGCCGGUUUACCUGAAGUCAGAAUUUCAGGUACUUUAUCGAAUCCACCAAGCCCAACUAUGUCUGAAUAUAGAAUCAAUAUUAAUAAAAAUCGGGCGAAACAAAUAUCCAUAAAAAUUGCGCCAAAAAAAAGAGGAAUUUCACGAAAAUCAUCACGAAAAACACUCGAUUAUAGAAUUAUAGAAAAUGCUACUCAUACUAUUAAUGAACCAAAUUCCAUGGCUACUUCGGAAAAUUCUUCAAAUUCAUUCAUAAACAAUCUCAAUGCUGAUAAAAUAUCGGUCUGCGAAAAUUAUGAAAAAAAAGUAAGCGAAAAAUCCAAAGGAUCGAUGAAAAAGACUAAAAAUUUAUGUAGCUCCAAAAGAAGUGAUUCUCUUCCGAAAUUAAAAUCAAUUAAUUCACAAGAAAAGACAAAGCAGAGUCUUUCUAUUCCAAGCAAUAGAAGGACUCGUAAUUCUGUCAAAGAGAAUGCUGAUUUUUCAUCUGUUUUUCAGGUGGAAAAGGAAGUACUAGUUGAAAAAGUAGCUGCUGAACCUGCGAUAGAAAAUGUGGUAAGAAAAUCACGCUUUAGGAAAAGAUCACUCAGUAUGACGGAUGUCGAUAAUAGCAGUCCGAAAAAGUGUAAAAAUAUUAAUGACGAUGUGUCUGUUGAAAACAAAAAUAAGAAAAUAAUUAAUGGAAGACAAUCUGAAAAUAUUCUUGACUUUAUUGUUAGAAAAAACUUAUCAAACAAUGGAAAAAUGAGUGAAGAAGCCAAUUUAAAUAAAGAGGCGAUUGUAAAAGUCGAGAGAAUUUCUCUAUCUACUCCAACAGGAUCAAUAUUAAAUACUUCAACUGAAUCGGUGAUUGAAAAUGAUAACAGAAAUAGAAACAGACAAAAUCGAUAUAAAAAUGUUGUAAAUAGUCAAAUCGCUUCAAGUACUUCGACUAAAGAAAAUGAAAAAACUACCCAAAAUGUAGAAAUGCGAAGAAAUACAAGUCGAAGGGCAACAAAAAAAAAUAAAUCACCAGCUGAUGAUAUCAGUUCUGAAGUUGGUGAAGAAUCUCAAGAAGUAGAAAUGAUCAUGAAUGGUGCCCUCAAAGAACAAAAUGCCAAUUCAAAUACAGAAACAAAGAAAGAUACACAGAAAAAUGCAAGAAACACCAGAAUGCGAAGCACUAGAAAACGUGGGAAUACAAAUGUUUAUAUAGAUACAGAUAAUACGAAGACCAGUAGUAUUUCUUCCGUUUUAUCUGAAUCUGAUAACGCAUAUUUGGAAGUACCUAUUUCGAGGAACAAACGAGCGAAAGUCACUAAAAAUUCUUUGACUGUAACUAAUACUACAGUAAAUGAAUACAUUAAAGAAACAACGGGGAGAAACAAACGAUCGACUAGAUCAACCCGAGGUCAACAAUCAGUUACGGAUUCUUCUGUAGAAUCUAUUGCUGAUCAAAUUAAUUUAAAUAAUAAUACUAAAACUACUUUGGGUGUAAUUAACACUAUGGUAAAUAAGUCCACUAAAGAAACAAAAAAAAACGACAAACAAUCGACUAGCUCGUCUCGAAGUCAACAAUCAAUUAUGGAUUCUUCUGUAAAAGAAAGCACAGAAACUAUUACUAAUAAAACUAAUUUAGGUAAUAGUACUAAAAAUACUUUGAAUGUAAUUAAUACUAUGAUAAAUAAAUCUACUAAAGAAACAAAAAGAAACAACAAACAGUCGACUAAAUUGUCUCGAAAUCAACAAUCAGUUAUAGAUUCUUCAAUUAUAGAUUCGAUAGAAGAAAAUACAAAAAAUAAUCGAACUGAUUUAGGUAUUAGUAAAACGAAUAGUUUGAGAAAUAAACGUCAAACGCACACGACAGGAAAGGCUAAAAACAAUAAACAAUGGAAAAAAGAUUUUAUAGAGGAGACAUCUAGUUCAGAAACGAAUACCAGCAACGAAAUUACAUCAAUACUUUCAACGCCUAAUAGAACACGUAGAAGUAUGUCUUCUUCAUUUGCAAUGCAAUCACCAUUGAGAAUAAAACAUAAAAUCUUAUUUACUGGUAUUUCAAGUAACGAUUAUAACAAAUUGUUAACAAAAUUAGGAGCAUCUCAAGUUGACAAUCCAACAAAGUGCACUGUACUGGUUACAGAUAAAGUUCGUCGAACUGUUAAAUUUUUAUGCGCUUUAGCGUUAUCUGUACCAAUAGUUUCAGUUGAUUGGUUAAUUGCUAGUGAAAAAACUGGUCAUUUUAUAGAAUUAGAAAAUUACAUAUUGAAAGAUUCUGCUGCUGAAACUAAAUUCCGUUUUAAAUUGGAAGAGAGUUUAGAAAAAGCAAAAGAACAUAAACUUCUGGAGGGAUACACGCUUGUUGUAACGCCAAACGUGACGCCACCACCACCAGAAUUAAAAAAUAUAAUCAUUUCGUGCGGUGGUAAAGCUUUGCUUCGACCACCGUCAUCAUGGCCUCGAAACUCAAUAAUUAUUUCUCACGAAGAAGACUUAACAAAUGCAAAGAAAUUUCUUGAAAAAGCACCUAAAACUGUUACCGUUCAUUCAACAGAAUUCGUAUUAACUGGUAUUUUGAGACAAGAGUUAGAAUUUACUGAAUUUAAAUUAAUAUAAUUCAUUUUCCUAAUUUUUUAACAAAACAAAUAUAUUAUAUUAAACAAAAUGUGUAAAUCAUCUGUAUAUUUCUUAUAUAAAUAUUUUUUCAAAAUUUUGUAUAAAAUGAAAAGUACAUUGUUAUUUAAUUUGUUUCAAUGUUAUUAUAUAUAAAUACAUAUAUAAAAUAUCUAUUUU
Molecule: messenger RNA, 5869 nt
Organism: Frieseomelitta varia
Lineage: Eukaryota; Metazoa; Arthropoda; Insecta; Hymenoptera; Apidae
Gene: mu2
Product: mediator of DNA damage checkpoint protein 1-like
Exons: 7
Coding region: 263-5692 (1809 amino acids)
Biological process (GO): positive regulation of transcription initiation by RNA polymerase II
Cellular component (GO): nucleus
Molecular function (GO): protein binding
Source: RefSeq, a predicted model, not a curated record